This is a messenger RNA of Seminavis robusta, 363 nucleotides long. The record is from the annotation of a GenBank genome assembly. Lineage: Eukaryota; Bacillariophyta; Bacillariophyceae; Naviculales; Naviculaceae.
AUGAGCCUUGCCUGGCAACGAGUCCUUGGUGGCAUUUCUGGCUGCGCUGCCAUUGGCACGAGUGCGUACGGAGCUCAUGGCCUCAAGCCAUCGAAAGAAGCGUACGGCAAGACGUAUGAAAGUGGAUCAAGAUUCCAUCUCCUGCAUUCGAUUCUCCUCGUGGCCACUCCUUCCAUUUGCGGACGAAAAAACGUACGCAUGGCCAAUGUAUCUGGAGCGCUGUUGACGGUGGGUAUGGCCCUCUUUAGUGGAUCCUGUUACGCCGUCGCAAUUACCGAAGAUAGAAGUGUUGGCAAGGCAGCACCCGUGGGCGGAAUCGCUCUCAUGGCGGGUUGGCUCUCAUUGGCCCUCGUCAGAAGAUAG